GUGGUACAAGAUGUCAUAAACUACCUUUCCCUUUAUGGGCCAGAUGAUGGACCGGAUUGGUGGAACCACCUUCGGUACGAGAUCACUGACAAAAUGCCUGACGUGGAAAAGUUUCGUCAGGUACCGAAGUAUGUUUGGUGGGAGAUGCAGCCAGAGGUGAUGCGCGUGGCCAGUGAGGCCAAUGGCAACUGGGCUAAUUUCAAGGUUGAAAUGCAAAGGCGGUACCAGUUGGGGGAUGGACUCCUCACGGUGGAGGACUUGGAAAGGUUGGAGCGGUCAGACUUCACGACAAUAGGAGCCUUUGCAACCGCUUUUGAAAAAAUGGCGAGGAAAGUCCCAAGACUGGCGGAAGAGACCCAGUGCGCGAUAUUCCUAAGCAGUUUCACUGAGUGCGAAGGGGUGUCGCUCACCAGGAAAGGAGCUGUGGGGCGAAAGCUAACUUGGAAGACCAUCAAACAAAGUCUGGCUGAUGGGGAGCUGGAUCAAGUAUACCAGUUUCAAAUGAAACAGCAACGCCAGAAGCGAAAGGUUAGGGUUGCCGCUGAAACAACUGGAAUUAAUCUCCAGCAACUUAUUGCGGAUGGGAUAGCGCAGUAUCAGGCUACCCAGCAAAAAGCGGUAGGAAAGCAGGUGAUGGUGGUCACUCACCCGGCGACAAUGACGACGAAGAAAGGAAAAACAGUGGAGCAGGUGGAAGAAGAGGAUGAGGAGGAGGAAGAAGAGGAGCCGGUGAAGCUGACGAAAAGUCAGCGAAAGGCUAGGAACCAGGCCAUGGGCGGUCAAGGGACAGGAAAAGAAGGUGGCCAAGGGCGAGGAGGAGGAGAUCGUGGCGGUGGGUUUGGCAAUGGUGGUCAAGGAGGAAGAGGUGGAGGUUGGAAUGGGCAAGGAGGAGGCGAUAGGCCUCGAUUUGAUUGGAGGAAUGCCACUUGCCACCAUUGUGCGCAGAAAGGACAUACUUUGAAGUUUUGCCAAAUCCGAAAAAUGGACGAGGAUGAGAGAUUGAUAUCUUCGAACUUGGAUAGAGACAUCUAUGACAAAUUCGGAGAGUAUAUAGAUCCCAAGGUUCUAGGCGGCAUUCGAAAGGAGGCGCUCCGACGUGCUAAUCAGCAGCCUGCUCCUCCUGCUAUGUUCAGACUAUGUCUGGAAGAGGAGGUGGAUAAAGGAAACGACGAGGUGGAUGUUGGAGUAAGAACGGCAGGAGAUAAUAGUGAGAAGGGUGGUGUGGUAGAGCGAGAGAAGGAUGAAGAAAACUGUCAGGAGACGGUGGGAGAGACUAUGCGGCACAUGGAAAGCCUCUUGGGGGAAAUGCAGAGGCUAAACUCGGAACUGAGGACAAUUUGUGAUGAGGUAAGUAAACCGAUGGUUUACUUGUUGGGACCGCAAACAGGGUCAUCAGGUGCUAAGCCAGCACGCGGAACUUUGGGUUCUAGAGGGCAAUCGAGGGCACCACAAGCUAUGCAGACAAGGAGCAAGAAGGGUAAUCCUGCCAAUGAGGUAGAACCAUCGAAUAAGGGCGAGCCGCGAGAGAAGGGGCCAGUGACUAAGGUGGAUACAGGAAAUGAGAAUGAUAAUGAGGAUGAGCGAUUAAGGAAGGAAGAGGAAGAGCAAGCUGGUGAGCGUGCCAAGAAAAGGAAGGCUGAGGAGUGGCCGGAGACGGUAGCAAAAGGAGAGACUUCUCGCAAGCAAAGAUAUGCGGUACCUUUGGAGGAAGGAUUGGAUAUUGAGGGUAUGGUGGACACGCUCCUUAAGGGUCACAAUGAGUUGUUGAACCUGAAGGACAUCCUUGCGUCAACGUCAAAGCUCCGCGAGGAAUUCAAGGCUAGACUUUACCGGCGACGAGUAGCAAGUGUGAGGCUUGGUGAUCUUAUCCCAGCUGAAGCCCAUUGGGCGACUCCUGGAACUAAGAUGGAUUGGAAAUCUGUCGCGAGCGGGAACGUGAACCUGAUCAUAAAGGGGAAGUCGUGUAGUGGGAUGCUGGACACGGGAGCAGAAAUGAAUAUCAUUAAGGAAGCAGAUGCGCUUCGGCUAAGACUGGAUAUAGACAGGGAAGACAUGGGUUUCCUAUAUGGCGCGAGUGGACGGACACCCUUCAUCGGGACAGCCGCGAAUGUCGUUGUGGAAGUGGGGAAGGUGAAGGUAAGGUCCUGCUUUUAUGUCAUGCCAGAUUUGGACCGUCCUCUGUUGCUAGGAAGGUCAUUCCUUUGCCGAACAGAGUCAGUGAUUUUAAAUAAGCACGACGGCAUUAUGUACGUCAUCCUGAGUGAUCCGGUUUGCCGCAACUACGAGAUUAUUACCUGUCAUAAUACAGGUCCUCGUAGUAUGAGGAACAGGCCUAACCCAGGUUUAUUUACCUUCGAGGAGUUCGAGAAAGAAAGGAGGCGGUUUAUGGGGAACGAUGAAGUGGAGAGUGAGCCAUAUGGUGAGAUGUUGCUGAGCUUGACAAGUAUCAACGAUGCAAUGGAGAUAGUCUCAGCGUAUGGAAUGGCGGAUCCUGUGGCGGUACGGGCGCUGAAGGAAAGGGUUGUGGAUCGCGAAGGUGAAGUGGAAUUGGUGUAUCGAUUACCAAAGAAGGAAGGACAUAUGGAAGAAUCUCAAGGCCAUGCUGCGAGUCAGCCUUUUUUAGGGGUGGACUCAAACAAGGCUCCUGAAGGCGGUACAAACGCGAGGAUGCUGAGGUUGAGACCCCAGCCUUUGGAUCGACGGGGUAGGCCCAUGCAUUUCGACGGGGCCAACCUGGACCAGUUUCUUGAGAGUUUUGCCAUCUUAGCCAGUGAGCAGAGAUGGACUGAGGUGCAGGGUAUCCGACAGAUUCGGCAUUGGGUUAUUUCUGAGCUUAGACACGAGGUGAGUGCGUUGAUACCCUCCAUAUUGUCCUGGAGGGGGCUUGAGGCAACACUUAGAGGUGCGUUUCCAACUAGUAGGAGGCGCAGUCUGUAUAGGGGAGAUCGGGAUUAUAUCCCAGAGCUCAGGAUAUGGGUUGAGGAGCGACAGCGGGAUCGGAGGCAGGGAGGAGAUGAGCAACACGAUAUCCCGCGUGUGCAUCAUAUGGAGAGAGGAGCGGAUUAUGGUGAGACAACUGUAGAGGCUGCUCAUGAGGAGAGAGCCAGUGCCGUUGAGAGGCCAGCUGAGGCUACGACCGGAGGAGAGGAGGCUAUAUUACCUACGAGUGAGUGGUAUGACGACUCGUUGGCGCUGAGUGUGGAGGUAGUGCGAGAGCUCGAGACAGGGAGAGCUGGUCAGGAGGAGACUCAGAGAGUGGAGGAGAUUGUUCAGCCAGAUGAGACGGCGGUGGCCCCAGACAUAGGAGCGGAUACGUUGGGAGGUUCGUUACCUCAGCAGGAGAGUGUGUCCCGAGCAUCGUCAGGAGAUAGGGGAGAUCGCCCGCUGAGGUGGAGAGACACCCAUGGUGUGAUAGAUGGGCUGCCAGUGAUUGAGGUGCGGUCUACAGAUGAGCCGACUACUACAUCAGUAGGGCAAGAGCAGCUUGGGGAGGUUGAGACAUUGCUAUCGCAAGGGGAGCUGCCUGCGUUGGAGGAGGUUCAGACGGGUGAGGAGGCGCAGAGAUCUGAGGAUUCCUUGACUACCCUACUAUAUACUAUCGAGUCCCCUAGCCUGUUGAUGCGGCAGGAAGAGUCCCAAUUGGCGGACGGAGAGAGAGAGACGCAGCGUAUAGAAGAUGAGGUGUUGAGGAUAGACCCGGGGGCCCAUAUGGAUGAUCUCCACGCAGACGGCUUGGUGUCGUCACCGCUAGUCUUCGAUGAGACUCCUCGUCGAGAUGACGAGAGAGAGGGAGGCAGUAUGGGUGCUCAUGUCGAGACAGAUAUGAGGUCUACUCAGGAUGAGCUGGAGACGCAGAGAGGGGAACCCUCAACUGAGACACAGAGGGUAGAGGAGCGCGAGCAGGCUGGUGGAGACACAUGGUUAGCUGAGAAGAUGAGGAGGAUGCCGCCAUUACGUUUCCCUAGCUGGGAGGCUUUUGAGCUGGGAGGCCAGGCUGCUAGGCCAGUUUUAUCUGAGGAUCAGAGGAUUGGAGGACUUAGAGUGCUCCAUGAUGACCUCACACUGCAGAGGGAUUACAUCGCCAGAGGCCUUACUGCAGCACGCUAGGCGACUGAGGAUGUGAGAGACUAUGCUCUGAGAGUCGCUACUAGGUCCUUUGAGU
This is a messenger RNA of Chara braunii, 4162 nucleotides long. Lineage: Eukaryota; Viridiplantae; Streptophyta; Charophyceae; Charales; Characeae. The record is from the annotation of a GenBank genome assembly.